AUGGCGACGAUGAUGAUCUCCGAUCUUCCAAAGGAUCUGAUAGAGGAGAUUCUUUCUAGGGUUCCCAUAGGAUCUAGGAAAGCACUGAGAUUAACUUGCAAAAGUUGGAAUGAUUUAUCCAAGAUGAGUAAGAUGCACCUCGGAAAUAAGACUAUGAUGAUUUCGGUUAUGCCUCACAAGCUUUAUUUAACGGGCGUUGGUGUCGACGACGUUGAUCCGUCUGUAGAGGUUAAAGGUCAGCUUACUUUUCUUUACAAACAAGUUAACAUACGUGAAGUCAUGCACUUUGAGGGUUUGUUGCUAUGCAUCUUGAAAGACACAACUAGGGUUGUGGUUUGGAAUCCUUAUUUGAGGCAAACAAGGUGGAUCAAACUCAGAUACUCUGACCAUCCAUACAAUAUCAGUUAUGCUGUCGGGUACGAGGAUAAGGAGUCUGGUCGUCGUACCGUUAAACUCUUCAGGUUUUUACAUAAUUUUAACAGGUUUUCACAUCGUUUUAACAGUAUAUCGGCAAUGCAAUUUUUCGGGUAUGAAAUCUACGAUUUUGACUCUGGUUUAUGGACAAGUUUUAAUGUUGAUCCAUACUGGGGUGUGCGGUGUUGUGGUAAUGGCGUUUCUCUUAAGGGAAACACUUACUGGUGUGCUAUAGAAAUAGAUUCUAUAGAUUUCAUAAAACACAUAAUCUGUUUUGAUUUUAAAAGAGAGAGAUUUGGGCCGCUUCUACCUCUACCAUGUGGCGCUAGGUUUCCAAGUGUGACUUUAUCUUGUAUUAAAAAUGAGAAGCUUGCAGCUUUAUAUGCGAAAUACGCCUCAGAUGAUUAUGAGUUUGAUAUAUGGAUUACGACUAAGAUUGAGGUCGAAAUGGUGUCGUGGAGCAAAUUCUUGAGAAUCGAUGCGAGUCCUAAUAUAGUUUUUCCACGUACUUUUUUCGUUGAUGAGAAGAAGAAAGUUUUCAUGGGAUUUGAUCAUAGAGACUAUGCCAAUACAUAUAUUAUCAUUAACGGAGAGGCUAAAUACAUAAGAAAAUUGGAUCUCGAAAUACCGCCACCAGAAGGCCUAUACUUUAGGGAACCUUUGUGCUCUUAUGUCCCAAGUUCGGUCCAAAUCAAGAAUCUUACACGAGGCAAAAGGAUAGAAAAGUGUCGAUUUGCUAAAAACAGGUUGUGA
This is a messenger RNA of Capsella rubella, 1167 nucleotides long. RefSeq names its product F-box protein At5g41490. Lineage: Eukaryota; Viridiplantae; Streptophyta; Magnoliopsida; Brassicales; Brassicaceae. Gene Ontology annotation, molecular function: protein binding. The record is from RefSeq and is a predicted model, not a curated record.